Pangasianodon hypophthalmus (striped catfish) is the source of this 2428-nucleotide messenger RNA. Its product is annotated as histone-lysine N-methyltransferase PRDM9. Bases 262 to 1866 code for a protein of 534 amino acids. Gene Ontology annotation, molecular function: protein binding; histone methyltransferase activity. The transcript is spliced from 7 exons. The record is from RefSeq and is a predicted model, not a curated record. Gene Ontology annotation, cellular component: nucleus. NCBI's taxonomy places the organism in Eukaryota, Metazoa, Chordata, Actinopteri, Siluriformes, Pangasiidae.
CACUGUGACAAAGGCUACACGGGUGAAAGUAAAAACACGUUAAUAUUAAAGUUAAAACAACACACACAUAACAUCACUAAAUACAAAAAAUUCACAGUUAAUCAUUCAUUUUAAAGAACAUGGUUUGGAUAAAUGAACAAUCUCAGGGCUGGAAGCCAACCUAACUUGGACGGAUAAACAGAGGGGGAAAAGUGAAAUGAGAUGGAUACACAGAUUAAAAACAUGGAUUCCCAUGGGAUUUAAUGAAAGAGAGAUGUUAUAAUGAGUGCAGCAGGAGAGAGACAGCACUGCUGCAGAAAGUCUCGGGCUCCUGAUCCUGCUCACUCACAGCUGUGUGAGGAUGUGAAAACAGAGUCUUUAGAUGGAGGGAUAGAAGUCUGUGUGAAGAAAGAGGAGAUGCUGGAGCUGAACAUCUACAACCAUGGACACGACUUCAACAACAUACCUGAAGUUAUGUCCAUUAAAGAGGAAGCAGCUGACACUGAAGACUACCUCUACUGUGAGGUUUGCAAAUCCUUCUUCUUCAACAAGUGUGAGGUUCAUGGUCCAGCGCUCUUCAUCCCUGAUACUCCUGUUCCCUUGGGGGUUGCUGACCGAGCCAGACAAACCCUUCCUCCUAGACUAGAGAUUCGGAAGUCUAGUAUUCCUGACGCAGGUCUGGGAGUGUUUAAUAUGGGGGAGACUGUUCCAAUUGGUGCACACUUCGGACCGUACCAGGGAGAGCUGGUAGAACGAGAGGAAGCCAUGAACAGCAGCUACUCUUGGGUGAUAUACAGGAGCAGGCAGAGUGAAGAAUAUAUAGAUGCCAAGAGAGAGAUGUAUUCUAACUGGAUGAGGUAUGUGAAUUGUGCUUAUAAUGAUGAAGAGCAGAAUCUUGUGGCGUUUCAGUAUCGAGGGGGGAUUCUAUACCGUUGUCGUCGACCCAUCAACCCAGGACAGGAGCUGUUGAUGUGGUAUGAUGAGGAAUACCCCAAAGAUCAGGGCCCUGCAUUUGAGCACCUCUGGAACAAAAAGUGUUCUGCAAAUGAAGUAAAAAGCACUCUGUUGCAAGUUGUCUCCUGCUCCUUGUGUACACUUUCCUAUACAUCUCAAAUUUACCUCGACAAACACAUGCGAAGAUGCCACUACGAGGAUUAUGUGAGACUUCAUAAAUUGAGAGAGAUAAAAUAUGAGACUCAGAUGCCCACAAAAUGCUCCAUUAAUCAGCAAACAUUUAGUACUCUCAGUUCCAACAGCUCUCACAAAGAAAUGCAGAAGGAAUUUCACCACUGCUCAGAUUGUGGAAAGAGUUUUACGCAUCCGAGUUCUCUACAGCGACACCAGCGUAUUCACACAGGAGAGAAGCCGUAUUACUGCUCACAGUGUGGAAAGAGUUUUACUGAACAGAGUGCUCUACAACUACACCAGCGCAUUCACACAGGAGAAAAGCCUUAUCACUGCUCAGAGUGUGGGAAGAGUUUUAUUCACCCAAGUAAUCUCCGAAAACAUCAGCGUAUUCACACAGGAGAGAAGCCAUAUUACUGCGCACAGUGUGGGAAGAGUUUUACGCAGCAGAGUAAUCUUCAACAACACCAACAUAUUCACACAGGAGAGAAGCCAUAUCACUGCUCACAUUGUGGGAAGAGUUUUAAUCGCCAGAGUCAUCUCAAACUACACCAGAGCAUUCACACAGGAGAGAAGCCAUAUCAAUGCUCACUAUGUGGGAAGAGUUAUAAUCACCAGAAUAGUCUUCGAAAACACCAGUACAUUCACACAGGAGAGAAGCCGUAUGACUGUUCACAUUGUGGAAAGAGUUUUGAUAGACAGGUUGAUCUCCAGAAACAUCAGUGCAUUGACACUGCCAUAAAGACAUAUCACUGCUCAUAGUAGUUCACCUUCUCUGCCCAUUUGCAUUAGAAGUCAAUUGUAUACUGCCUAAACUGGUACACUGUGGCCAAAAUUAUGUGGACAUCUGACCAUCACAUAUGUGGGCCUUCUUAACUGUUGCCAUAAAGUUGGAAGCACACUGGAACUAGGGGCCCUUCACUGGAACUAGUCACCUGUACCAGCAUGACAGCAUGCACCAUGUGCACAAAACGAGGUCCAUGAAGACGUGGUUUGCCAAGGAACUCGAGUGUCCUGCACAGAGCCCUGACCUCAACCCCACUGAACACCUCUGGGAUGAACUGGAACAUGGACAGUGCACCAGGCCUCUUCAUCCUACAUAAGCCCUCCUCACUUGGAAGAAAGGCUGUUUGUUGCGAGUUAUUUCAUUUAUUCCUUAGGCAUUAAUCGAUUAUUUGCAUAAUUUUUUCUUAAUAUUUCAUUAAUAUUUAAUUUUCUUCUUGCAAUGGUUAUGCAGGCACAUUGAGUUUGAUAACCUUGUCAAGUUAAUAUGUAAACGUGUACUUUGCCAGUAAAACACAAUGCUGAGCAGGCUAUUCACAUA